Mugil cephalus (flathead mullet) is the source of this 7600-nucleotide messenger RNA. RefSeq names its product synaptic Ras GTPase activating protein 1b (gene syngap1b). NCBI's taxonomy places the organism in Eukaryota, Metazoa, Chordata, Actinopteri, Mugiliformes, Mugilidae. The transcript has 20 exons. The record is from RefSeq and is a predicted model, not a curated record. Gene Ontology annotation, biological process: regulation of GTPase activity; negative regulation of Ras protein signal transduction. The coding region runs from base 287 to 4447 and encodes 1386 amino acids.
CUCUCACACACACACACACACGCACGCACGCACACACAUUUCUGCAUCCUGUAUUUUUUUUUACGCACCGGGACCCGGGCGCUUUAUAAGCGGUCGUGGAUUAUGUUGCCAGUUUUUAUAACAGCGGAAUAUUGGCCUCUCCUCCUUCGACUCCAACUGUGAACGGCAGCACCGCGCGCGUUUUUCCUUUUUUAUUUUCCUCAUUUCUUUCUCAUUUGGUUCCCCGUUACUUCUUCGCGCCGAGAGACCGCCGAGACGCAGAGCCAACGUUCAAUGCUGUUGGAACAUGUCCUAUGUUCCCUUUCAAGAUGCAAGGUGUGCCGUCCCCCCCUCCUACCAUCAUCACCAUCAUCGCACCCACGCCCACUCCUUCCACGCUCCCUCCUACGACCGUCCCGCUCACGAACGUCCCACCUACGACCGCCCCUCCUUCGACCGCCCUUCCUUCAACCGUCCCUCCUUCGACCGCCCUUCCUUCAACCGUCCCUCCUUCGACCGUCCUUCCUUCAACCGUCCCUCCUUCGACCGCCCCUCCUUCGACCGCCCCUCCUUCGACCGCCCCUCCUUCGACCAUUCAGCCUACAGCCGCCCCCCGCCCGAACGCCCCGUCUACGACCGCCCCCAGCACGAUCGCCCACCCCACGACCGCUGGAACCCCCGUCUGCGCGUGAGCACCGGAAAUCAGGUCUACAUGUUGGACCAGGAAGAGGUACACCCUUUGCUGAUGCGCGAGAGGCGCUCAGAGUCUCACAGGAACAAGCUACUGCGACGGACAGUCAGCGUUCCUGUGGAGGGAAGGCACCAUCCCGAGAUGGAUCAUCGCGCCCGGCGGAAGAGCAUAGCCACCGGGAAGCAGCCCAGCAUGGAGGUCCCUCCCACUGCCCCCCUUCAACCCUUCCGACAAUCCAGUUUCCUCAGUAGAAGGUUGAAGGGCUCAAUCAAGAGGGCCAAGAGUCAGCCCAAACUGGACCGAACUAGCAGUUUCCGCCACAUGAUCCUCCCCCGCUUCCGCAGUGCCGACCAAGACAGGACCCGUUUGAUGCAGAGCUUCAAAGAGUCCCACUCCCAUGAAUCCUUGCUGUCUCCCAGCAGCGCCGCCGAGGCGCUGGACCUCACCCUGGACGAGGACGCCAUCAUCAAACCCGUCCACUCCAGCAUCCUGGGACAGGAGUACUGCUUUGAGGUGACUACGGCAUCGGGAACCAAGUGCUUUGCGUGUCGCUCAGCUGCAGAGAGAGACAAAUGGAUCGAGAACCUGCAGAGAGCUGUCAAGCCCAACAAGGACAACAGCCGGAGGGUGGACAAUGUGCUCAAACUGUGGAUCAUAGAGGCCCGCGAGCUUCCAGCCAAGAAGCGCUACUACUGCGAACUGUGUCUGGACGACAUGCUGUACGCACGCACCACCAGCAAACCCCGCACCGACACCGUCUUCUGGGGCGAGCACUUCGAAUUCAACAACCUGCCGGCCGUCCGCAACCUCCGCCUCCAUCUGUACAAGGAGACAGACAAGAAGAGACGCAAGGAAAAGAGCACAUACUUAGGACUCGUAAGCAUCCCCAUCUCAAGCAUCACCGGGCGUCAGUUUGUGGAGCAGUGGUACCCGGUCAUCCAGCCCAGUGUCCUCACCAAGGGAGCCGGAGUCGGAGGAGGGAAGAUCAUCAAUGCAUCCCUACGCCUCAAAUCCCGCUUCCAGACCAUGAACAUCCUACCCAUGGAGCUCUACAAGGAGUUCGCAGAGUACGUCACCAAUAACUACCGCACCCUGUGUGCCGUGCUGGAGCCUGUGCUGAGUGUCAAGAGCAAAGAGGAAGUGGCCUGUGCUUUGGUGCACAUACUGCAGAGCACAGGGAAAGCUAAGGAUUUCCUGUCGGACAUGGCGAUGUGUGAGGUAGACAGAUUCAUCGACCGAGAACACCUUAUCUUCAGAGAGAACACUCUGGCCACCAAAGCCAUAGAAGAGUACCUCAAACUGAUCGGACAUAAGUACCUCAAAGACGCUAUAGGGGAGUUCAUAAGAGCCUUGUAUGAGUCAGAGGAAAAUUGUGAAGUAGACCCCAUGAGAAUACCACCCUCAGUGCUCCCAGACCACCAAGCCAAUCUUCGAAUGUGCUGCGAACUAGCACUCUGCAAGAUCGUUAAUUCCCAUUGUGUGUUCCCUCGAGAGCUCAAGGAAGUGUUUGCCUCCUGGAGAGUUCGCUGUGCUGAGAGGGGUCGAGAAGACAUCGCCGACCGCCUCAUCAGCGGGUCUCUCUUCCUGCGCUUCCUGUGUCCCGCCAUCAUGUCGCCGUCACUUUUCAACCUUACGCAGGAGUAUCCUGACGAGCAGACGUCACGCACGCUCACCCUCAUCGCUAAAGUUGUGCAAAACCUCGCUAACUUCUCCAAGUUUGGCACUAAAGAGGAGUACAUGUGUUUCAUGAACGAGUUUCUAGAGAUGGAGUGGGGCUCCAUGCAGCAAUUUCUCUACGAGAUCUCCAACCUGGACAGUGUCAGUAAUGCAGGCGGGUUUGAGGGAUACAUCGACCUGGGCAGAGAGCUGUCGAUACUGCACAGUCUCCUCUGGGAGGUCAUGGCUCAGCUCAGCAAGAAUCUUUUGCCCCUUUCACCACAGGACGCCAUCAUCAAACUGGGUCCUUUGCCCCGCCUCCUGAACGACAUCAGCAUGGCCUUGCGUAACCCACAUCUCCAGAGGCAGCCCAGCUACCAGACAGACAGGGUGCCGGAGCGACAGACCGAACGGCUGCUAUCACGGCCCAGCUUCAACCGGGGCAUCUCAUCGGAGUUCCAGAAUCUCAUGAUGAGGGAUCUUAAUAGCUCUAUAGAUAUCACUCGUUUGCCUUCCCCUACCUCCACCGGAGGGGUUAUGCCAUCCCGUAACCAGAUGAGCUUUCAGGACCGCGACCACCCUCACCGAGCAUCCUCCAAAGACAUGUUCUACGUAUCCCGGCCUCCCCUGGCCCGGUCUAGCCCGGCCUACUGCACGAGCAGCUCAGACAUCACGGAGCCGGACCCUAAGGAUUCCCGAAUGAACAGCGUGUCUAACCUGCAGUCGGUGGACAUGCUCAACUCCUCCCAGGCCUCCAUCGCCGGCAUGGGCAGCUUCGGAGGGCUGAGCAGCGGAGGCGGUGGCGGCCUGGGGUCGGGCCUGAGCAGCCAGCUGCGGGCCGGUGGGAGGUUGUCAGCUGGCUCUGGCGGCUCCAGCAUGUCCGGCGGCCUCCGGCUGAGCCAGCUGAGCCAGAUGGGCACCACCACCGACUCGCUAUCCCAGCAGCAGCAACAGCAGGCCGCCGCCAUGCGCUACCCGCUUUCCUUCCAGAAUCCCCUCUUUCACCUGGCGACUGCUGAUGGGCCUCAGCAGCAUCAGCUCCAUCACCAGCACAGCCGGGCUCAGCCCCCAGCACCGCUUCUCCUGGCGCCAGAGCCUGAGCCCUCUCACCAAACCUACAUCCCACAGUUCGCCCACGGGGGAUUCUCCCGCAGCGAGGAUCUGUCCACCCUCAGGACCAGGGACGGUCACCUGGGCCAACCCAGCAUCAUCCACUCGCACAGCUACAGCGACGACUACACCAGGGCCGAGUAUGGACGCAGACAGAUGUCCAUGCAUGUGCAGGAUAAUCUUCAACAGCAGCAACAAAUGAUGGCGAUGGCGUCUCAGACAGGAACCUCCCACUCCUCCCUGGCCACCACGCCUCCCUCCACGGUCCAACCCAUGCGCCAGAGUUCUGUUGCCCCGCCUCCCACCCAGCGCGUCAAGUCACAGACCUCCCAUCAGCUGUCCGUCAGCGCCGCCGCUGCACCCGCUGCCCCCGCCAAAACGCGACCUCAGAGCGGGAACCUCCUCCAGUCGCCGGAGUCCGGCUACGGCGGGAGGCAGCACGGGCCGCGGCAGCUGUCCGUCAAAGACAACACUGCCCCCGGCCUGCCCCACCAGCAGAGCUCUGUCAGGGAGAGCCAGAGUCCACAGGGUACCACCAGUCAGAGCACGCAGCAGUCGCCACAGCAACAGCAGCAGCACCUGCUCAAACCCACAAUGAGCAAACAGGGCUCCCAGUCUCCAUCCACCCUCAAUCCCCCGACCCCAGCCAACGAGCGCACAGUGGCCUGGGUCUCCAACAUGCCUCAUCUGUCGGCUGACAUUGAAAGUUCUCGGAUUGACCGUGAGGAUUUCAAACUAAAGGAGUACUCAAAGAGCAUGGAUGAGUCACGCAUGGACAGGGUGCGGGAGUACGAGGAGGAGAUCAACUCCCUGAAGGAGCGCCUGAUGAUGUCCCACAAAAAGCUGGAGGAGUACGAGCGGAGGCUCCUCACGCAGGAGCAGCAGACCAAUAAGAUCCUCCUACAGUACCAGAACCGGCUGGAGGACAGUGAGCGGAGGCUACGGCAACAGCAAGUGGAGAAAGACUCCCAAAUUAAAGGAAUAAUUAGCAGGAAAGAAGACAUGGAAUGAAGACAGAGAGUCCUGCUCAUCUUUUAUGGGAAAACAUCUUUAACGCCCUAACCUUGUAUAUAACCACAGCCGCCAUUAAACCCCCCACCCCCCCACCAGUCCUCUCCUUUAUCAUUUGUCCUCCAUCAGCCACUUUUACGAACACAGCUCUGCCAUUAACUGGAUCUGGGCGUCAUGUGAAAUGAUUCCUCUUCAUUUUCAAUCGAUGCACUUCAAAAGCGCAAGACGAUUGAAAAUUUGAUGAAAACGUGUCUGCACUUUUUAACUCAACUCAAAGAAUCGCUCUUGGACCUUCAGGCGCAGGCACAGGACUAUGGAAGACCGUGGUUUUAAUAUUAGCUCUUCCAUUUCAAACCAAGGUGUUCACUGAAGGACUGCUUCUACAGAGUGAACCUGUGGACUAAUACCUCUCUUUUUUUUUUUUACACGCACACAUAUACGAAGAGGGAAGAACGCCACAGACGAGAGCUGAGGCGUAGACAAGCUAUGCCGCAUAAUACACAAACUUUAUCAGAGCACUUAAAGCAAAACCACCGGUUACUUCUCCCCAGGAGUUCAAUCUGAAAACAGCAAAUCUGCUGCACACGUGAAGCAUCGUGUGCAGGAAACAGAUCUUUUCGAGGCUUGCACUUGUAACUUGUGUGACCUUUUUUUUUUUACCACCUGACUACACAAGGAUGAAUUAAGUAGCAGAUCUGGAUGCUUCCAAGUCAGUUUUACACACAGUUCACUGAGCCAGGCCGCGUCACCAGGGGCAUCGUAAGACGUACAAACGUGGACAGAGAUGCCCGAGCGGCAUCGUCUCAGGCCAUCCUACCGGGUCGACUGGACUCCAGAAUCUUAGCGAAACAACAAGUGCAACCAUAGCCUUAUGUUGUGUUUCAUCUUAAAAUUGACUUUUCUGUUAAAUUUCUCACUUUUAAAAAAACAUACAUAUAUAUUACGUUGAUGCAAAUACGAGCUCAGGUUCUGCAAAAAGGAGUCGACCUCCCGUGUAGGCUUAAAAAAAAAAAAAGAAAAUCUGCAGAACUUCUUCAGCGUUGUGUUUCGAGUUUCAGAGAUUUUUUUCUUUGAGAGAAGCCUUAAUGUUCUGUGCAUAAAAAACCUUAAGCUCAGAACAAAUCCAAUAUCUGUCAUUAGACCAGGUAUUCUUUCUGUUCUCAACAGUCUAAUUUAAACCAAAGCCACAUGUUGAGUUUUAGGUCAUGUUAGGGGAAAUCCACUGAGUCCACUUUACCUGUAGCACUUAUAUCUAUAUAUAUUUUUUCCUUUAGGCUAGAGAUCCAAUUAGUCGGCUACAGGCUCUCCUAUUUUUCUUUUUGUCAAAAUAUUUUAACUAUAAAUAUGAAUUAAAUUAUUUAUCUUCCCUCAAAGCUGCGAACUUGGCAGUAGAGUGGGAAACGAAUCGUAACUGCACCUGUCAUAGUAAUAAUCUAUUUUUAAUUAUAAUUCAUAGCAUAUUAAAAUUAAGAGCCAUAAGAAUAGUAUUAUAUGAAAUAUAUAUAUAUGAAUUCUAUCGAGAGUGAGAUUUUGAUUAUUUUAAACCGUUUUGACAAUUGCAAUAGCUAACUUUUUAGCAAGACGAGCGCAAUAAUAACAGAUACGAUACACAUGCUGUCUGUGCAGCAUCCUGAUGGAUCGGUGUGUAUUGUAUGCAUGAAAGAAAACAGUGACUUCCUGCCAAAAUCUUUAAAACCAGGUGCCGUCUAAAGCAGUGUCUAAACAGAGUGCAUAAAGACCUGGAGCGCUGUAAAGUACCACAGAGACGACGCGACUCUUUGACUCUUUCUCAACCGUGUGUUCUGCAAAGUGUGUUCCUCAGUUACUCAACUUGUUUUUGGGCCUUUUCUUUCUUUCUUUCUUUCUUUCUUUCUUUCUUUCUUUCUUUCUUUCUUUCUUUCUUUCUUUUCUUUUCUUUUUCUUCCUCCUCCCUGUACGGUGUUUGUGAAUUUCUCUGCAUUUUAAAUGAAAGACUGCAAUGGAUAUUAUUUAUUAAUUAAAAAAAAAAAGAAAGCUAUUUUCUCCUUCAUCGCUGUAUGAUUUUGCUGUAUAUGCUUGACUUUUGACCUGCAGUCCGUCAUUGGUGGUGUCCAGUGACGUGGUGAUUCAGAAUAGUCGUCUUUGAGAAAGUGAGACAGUACUGUCAUUUAACUUAUGCAGUCACGGUAUGAUUUAAAUAUUCUCAUUAAAAAGGGAAACCAUACUCUUCUUAUUCUUCUUCUUCUUAUUACUAUUAUUUUCUUCUUUUUUUGUCCUUUUCCUCUCCAGAGAUUAUAGAAACUAUUCUGGUGUCGGUAUAUCUGCCUCUCUCUUCUGUAGCAGGAACAUAUUGAUAGGCUGUAUAGAUUGUACUACGGCAAAACUUCUGUUUAAAUCUUGCAACUGAAUUCCUAGUGGUGAUGGCUUGAUGUGCGUGUGUGCGUGUGUGUGAUUGACAUGGCUCGUAGCAACAGCCAAGGGUUUAUAUUCACUCCUGCACAGACCUGCGUCAAAUUUAGUUGCAAAUCGUUCUUGUGUUUUGUAUUUUUAUCGGGGUGGGGGGGGUAGGGGGGUCUGCUGCUGCUGCUGCUGCUGCUGCUGCUGCUUCGACACCAACGAGACGCCGACAGGUAAGGGUUUUUUUCAAUGCAAAGAAUAAAUUGCGCUUGUCGGCACUAGAACUAAAAAAAAAAGAAAGAAGGCAUUUGCAGCUGCUGUUUGACUCAGGUCUGUCUCCGUUGACGUUGCAUUAACUUCUUUUACAUCUUAUUUGUCUCUUUGCCUUUUUUUCCUCUGUAGCAAAAUAUUCCGACAUUGUGACCUCAUGUUACACACUUUGUUUUGACUAAAUGUACGACUUGACCUCAAAAGCACACUACUUGAAGUACAACUGGAUAUAUAUGAAGCUUAACUCUUUUUUUUUUUUGUAACAUAUCACCCACAUGAAUCAUUGUCUGCCUUUUUGAAGUCAUGUCAGAAUCUUAAUGCUGUAUGCCCAUGUUACAUUCCAUUGUUUUCUGGGACAGUGCUAAUAUUUCUGUCUGUGCUUAUGACUUGACUCUUUUCUUUUCCUCUUCUUCCUCCUCCUCCUCCUUCUUCUUUUUGUAAAAUAACUCUCAACACUGUACACUAUUUAUGGAAUAAAACAUCCAAACGCUUAUGUUUGAAACUUCA